Mucor mucedo is the source of this 2986-nucleotide messenger RNA. RefSeq lists its product as uncharacterized. Gene Ontology annotation, cellular component: membrane. Lineage: Eukaryota; Fungi; Mucoromycota; Mucoromycetes; Mucorales; Mucoraceae. Gene Ontology annotation, molecular function: ATP hydrolysis activity; ATP binding; heme binding. The record is from RefSeq and is a predicted model, not a curated record. The transcript is spliced from 9 exons. The coding region runs from base 36 to 2924 and encodes 962 amino acids. Gene Ontology annotation, biological process: transmembrane transport; heme transport.
UUUUUUUUUUAUUAGUGUGUGUACAAUUAAUUGAAAUGAAUAAAGCGGACGUAUUUCCACCGUAUUAUUCAAGUGAUGAAUUUGUUUGGACCACACCGUUUGUUAUUGGACCUAGUAUAUUAUUAGGCACACUUGCUUUAGUUGGUUUACCUCGUUACCUUCACAACAGGUUUCACCAAACUAGUGCCACAACCACUAGACCACUUUCUACCUUUUCAAAAUUUAUUGUCCUUUUAGCUGUGAUCAUAACCAGUUCUUUUCUGGUCGAUGCUCUGGUAAUUGUCGCUAGAGUAAUUGUGGAUGACCAUUGGACUUCUUCCGUCUUGGCUUACUACAUCAUUGUAUCUUGGCUCGCUUGGACUCUCAGCUUGGCCGCAUUGGCCGAUGAAACUCAGAAAUUCUCGCAAUGGUUCUGGGUUCAAUAUCUAUUUUGGAUCAUUGCUGUCCUGAAUGAUACCUUUGUCGGUUGGUUAUGGAUGAUGGGCGUGCUUAAACCUGUACCUGGUACCAUUUUCUCGGCUUGGGAUCAUGUUUUACUGGGCAUCUUUAUUACACGAUAUAUCGUUGAAGUACUCGUUCUUAUGUUGUCAAUUGGUCACUUAUUCAACAAUCCUCCAUCCGCCAACGACGGAGAAAGAUCAGCUCUUUUAAGUUCGACUGCACAGCAAUAUGGUACCAGAGAAACUCAGCCUACUGCUAGUACUAAAACACCUACCUCCGAACCCAGUCCUUUUGAAGGUUUCUUUUACAAGAUGAAGAAGCUCUUGCCGUUUAUUUGGCCUCAUCAUGAUUACAAACUUCAAUUGUAUGUGGUGCUUUGUUUUGUAUUGAUGUCAUUGGGUUUCGCUGUUAAUUUAUUAGCACCUCAGCAAAUCGGUUAUAUUGUUGAUAAUUUAAAAGCAGGUGAAUUUGCUUGGAUGCCAAUUAUGAUUUAUGUUGGACUCAAGUUCCUUCAAGGAGGGUCGGGACUUUUGCAAUCUUUGCAAAACUGGCUUUGGAUCCCAAUAGGUCAAUAUACCACGCGAGAAAUUUCUUUAAAAACAUUUAGUCAUCUCCACAGCCUAUCAUUGGGAUUCCACAUCAAUCGAAAAACAGGUGAAGUGUUACGUAUUAUGGACCGUGGUACAAGCUCCGUCGUGAACCUGUUGAAUCAAAUCUUGUUCCAAAUCUUUCCUGUCUGGGUCAACAUUGCCUUGAUCUCUGUCUAUGCCACCUAUAUCUAUGCGCCUUCCUUUGGUUUGAUUGUGUUUAUGACCAUGGUCAUGUACAUGUACGUCACCAUUGCUGUUACAGAAUGGCGUACCAAAUACAGAAGAAGAAUGAUCGAACUAGACAAUUAUGCUCGUACAAAGGCCGUUGACUCGCUCUUAAAUUUCGAGACCGUCAAAUACUAUAAUGCUGAAAAUUUCGAAAUCAAUCGUUACAAGGAUGCCAUUCUGGAUUAUCAGGAAGCUGAUUGGAAGAGUUCCGUUUCCUUGAAUAUCUUGAAUUUGGCUCAAAACGCAAUCAUCACUGGUGGUUUGCUCUCUGGUUGCUUGUUAUUUGCAUAUGAAGUAUCCAAGGGUGAAUUAACCGCAGGUAACUUUGUUGCAUUUAAUAUGUACAUGAUGCAACUUUAUACUCCCUUACACUGGUUCGGUACGUAUUACAGAAUGAUUCAAUCUAAUUUCAUUGAUAUGGAAAAAAUGUUUGCUUUAUUGGAUGAGGUUGAAACUGUUCAAGACGCUCCUGAUGCUACUGAAAUGGUUGUUUCUAAAGGACAUGUUGUAUUUGAUAAUGUUACGUUCUCGUAUGACGGUCGCCAAACUGCUCUCGAUGGUAUAUCCUUUACCAUUCCCAAGGGAGCCACUGUAGCUCUUGUGGGACCUUCCGGCGGCGGAAAAUCCACUAUCUUGCGUUUGUUGUUCCGUUUUUAUGACCCAAGCUCGGGUUCUAUCAGUAUCGAUGACCAGAAUAUUCGUCAAGUGACUCAGCUCUCGCUCCGAAAAAAUAUUGGCGUUGUUCCCCAAGACACGGUUCUUUUCAACGACUCCAUCUUUUACAAUAUCCAGUAUGGUGAUGUUUUGGCUGAUGAAGGCGACAUUUAUCGUGCUGCCAAAGCAGCCAUGAUUCAUGAUAAAAUCGAGUCUUUCCCCGACGGUUAUGAAACCAAAGUGGGUGAGCGUGGUCUUCGUUUAAGUGGCGGUGAAAAGCAACGUGUAGCCAUCGCAAGAACUAUUUUGAAAAACCCACCCAUUAUCUUACUGGACGAAGCCACUAGUGCACUAGACACUACUACCGAGAGACAUAUUCAACAAGCUUUGGCUGAUAUGACCAAGGAUCGUACUACACUUGUCGUUGCGCAUCGUUUGUCUACUAUUGUCAAUGCCGACUUAAUUUUAGUAAUUAAGGAUGGCAAAGUAGUAGAAUCAGGUAGUCAUGAGGAAUUAAUCAAGAAGGGCAGUGCCACAGAUGAAGGUGUCUAUUACGAAAUGUGGCAAAAGCAGCUGUUUGAUGAAAGUGAGACACAAAGCGAGACAGCUAUGGAAGAGGAAACAGGUAGCACUUGCACCUUGGACGAUUUAAAAAAGAAAAAACCUACACCAAUUGAGACACUUGUACUUGACGAAGUAGAGGAUGAGGGAUCAAAUAAAGAUAAUGUGGUUUCAUCCCCUAUACAAGUAGAGACGAUUGAUUUGGAAGAAGAAAGUACACCACCCGCAGUGGAGGAAGAACAGAGCAUAUCACCCACAAUGGAAGAAGAGGAGAGCAUACCACCAGUUGUGGAAGAAGAGGAGACCACAACUCCCGCAGCGGAAGAAACCACAACUACAUCGGAUGAUGGCAAUAAUAAGCAAAACACUGCCAGUAGUAAUUCUUCAUCCAAUAACAAUAACUCAAAAAAGAACAAAAAGAAGAAGAAGAGAAGUAAAUCCAAAUUCUAGAAAAUAAAGUAUAAUAGAGCUUUUUUUUAUAAAAAAAACAUAUUCAGUUUCUUUUUAAUAUA